AUGGCGGUUUCCGGCGAUUCUAAGCUGCAGCGGACGGUGGUGACGAGCUCAACGUGGUCUCGAGGCGCGGUGGCUCCGGUGGCAACUCAGGUUAUGUCGUGUCUCCAUCAUGUUGGGGAGAAAACUGCUAUUGAGGGUUCUGCUGCCAAUCAGAAGCUCAUCGAAGAUCUAACCCGUCAGUGUCAGCAGGAGAAGGACAAGGCCCUCGCAUUGGAGAAAGAGGUCAAACGCCUUAAGGGGAAUGUGGAGCAGGAUGGCAUGCUAGCACGAGCGGAUAUCUCCUCCCUGCAGAGAGAAAAAGACCAGUUGCAUGAGGAAGUUGUCCAACUGAAAAUAGCUGCAGAGACUUUUCCGAAGGAGAUGGAGAUGGCAGUCAAUGGUGCAAAGAUCGUUGCUCGCUGGGAGCUCAUGCGAGAGUGGCUUAAGCAGCAAACAAAUAGUUGGAAGCCGGCGGCGGAAUUCAGGCAAUACCGAAUUUUCAUGGAGACUGAGGCAGAGCUCAAGAAUUUACCUCCUCCUUCUUUCGAUGAUGAGCCGGAGAUCCCUGAUGAGUCCCUAGACCAGGGGGACGCCGCAUACAUGGAGGUUGACCCAACGGCCAAGACCAACAACCCUCCUGCUUGACUUUUUGCUAUGUUCCGCCUGCUAUGCAUAUCUCUUUCUUUUUUUUAAUAAUUUUUUGACUUUGGAUGUUUUCCUCAUUGAGCUUUAGAAACUCUUUUUUUUUUGUAUGGCUUUUUGAAGUUUUCAUGUUGUGAAAAAACUCUGAUUUCUGUCGGUAAACCGUUGACAGUUUUUUUAGCUCAUGUGAUGGAAUGAUUCUAUCCGGCCUUUCGGGUUGAAGCAAUCACCAGUUUUAUCGAUCGGUACUGAAAAACGUGAUUCACUCAUCAGCAUGAUUGUUUCCUCAACUCCGUUUGGUGCGGAUCAGCAAGAAGAAGAAGAAGAAGAUUAACGGCGAAAAGCAUAACAAGCCU
Messenger RNA from Brassica oleracea var. oleracea, 977 nucleotides. RefSeq lists its product as uncharacterized. Bases 1 to 624 code for a protein of 207 amino acids. The transcript is spliced from 3 exons. The record is from RefSeq and is a predicted model, not a curated record. NCBI's taxonomy places the organism in Eukaryota, Viridiplantae, Streptophyta, Magnoliopsida, Brassicales, Brassicaceae.